Paracoccidioides lutzii Pb01 is the source of this 4641-nucleotide messenger RNA. RefSeq lists its product as hypothetical. Gene Ontology annotation, cellular component: endoplasmic reticulum. Gene Ontology annotation, biological process: phosphatidylcholine metabolic process. The coding region runs from base 1 to 4641 and encodes 1546 amino acids. Gene Ontology annotation, molecular function: phosphatidylcholine lysophospholipase A1 activity. The transcript is spliced from 3 exons. The record is from RefSeq and is a predicted model, not a curated record.
AUGUCUGUUUCACCCCCCCUUUCGGUCUCGUUGUCUUCAGCUCCUCCUGAUGCUGCUACUGGUCAACCCCUUGCGGUCCGACAGCUCCAGAACAACAUCAUCAGCAUCAUUAGCAGCCAGGAUCAUGUGUCUGCGCUACAGCCCAAUCCGACGUCAUCUGCGUCCCCCACGACAUCCCUUCCCCUAACCCCACUAGAGUCCUCUUUGGCUCUCUUGUCGUCAACAGCUCCUCCUUCGUCCCCUUCAAUUGUCUGUUCACACAUGUCUUCUACCCCUCAGUCCCUCAGUGAAACCUCUUCUCUCUUUGCCAUGGCGACGUUUGUUGGGCGUCUCUUCUUCCUGAUCUUUCAGGUCAUACCCAGCGUCCUAUACUGGAUUAUUACCUUCACUACAAUCACCCUUCCAACUUUCUUGUCAUCCUUGUGGUCUUGGUGUCAACAAUUAGCUGGUUUUGUCCGCUACCGGUUUUUGAAUGUGUACUCCCGCCUGCCACCGGAGCCUCAACGAAAAGCGCCUCAAAUCGAUCUCUUCCCAGAUACCCAGGAUGGCGAUUCUAAACCUGGACUAGCUAAUUACCUCGACGAGUUUCUUAGUGCAAUUAAAGUGUUUGGAUACCUUGAACGCCCUGUUUUUCAUGAAUUGACGCGGACUAUGCAAACGAGGAAAUUGAUUGCCGGGGAAAACCCUGUUAUAUUCGUCAAAUCCAUUCGGGAGUGCCAGAAUGACUACAGCAAAAGCAGCCCAAGCGCUAGCCAUGAUGCGGAGGAUUCAAUGGAAGAAGACGAAGGGAAUGAUGGUCAUAAACAUCAGGGAUAUCAAUUACUAACCGAGGUCAAGAAUGGAGCCUCAAUGUCGUCUCUAUUCUCUAUAUUAUCGCUUUUCACUGAGGAUGUCAAGUUAAGGCACACUGAGGACAUGGAAUCCGGAACCUCUAGCAUCGACCCGACUCGUGGUGCAGGGUCUACUCCCUUGACCCCUUCCCCAUUCGUGGAGAGUCCAACAGUAUCGACGUUUCAAGAAUUUAGAGGGAAUCCCCCGCCCAUAAAUGGAAAUUCAACCCCUCUUCCUACUGUUCCGCACCUCGCACUUGAAGACAGCCAUUCACUUUUGCAAAAUGAACCCACCACCCAUGAAUAUAAACACAGGAAAUUGCGGAAAAUGGAUCAGAAAAAAUCUGUCCAUCCAGACAUCGUGGCACGCGCGAUGGUAGACACUACCAUUGCCAUCAUCCCUGCAAGCGCUUUCCGCCGCCUAACCCGGGUCUAUCCUCGAGCAACGGCGCAUAUAAUCCAGGUCAUUCUUACCAGACUCCAACGAGUUACAUUUGCUACGGCGCAUUCAUACCUAGGCUUGACUACGGAAGUCCUGAGUAUUGAGAGGCAGAUGAAUAAAUACACCUCAUAUGACCUUCCGAAUCAUCUUCGCGGAGCGGCGCUAGACAGGCUAAAGGAUAAAUUUACAAAAGAGAGAGAUCGCCUAGGUCCAGAGGAGGGUACAAAAGGGAUUGCUCUUCACAAUCCUUCCGUUUCGAGGAGGCGCCGAUCGAGUAGCGCUUUGCGGAAGGACGCUGCAUUAUACGCUAAAAUCUCUUCCGCUCAGGCCAGGCAUCCAGUCCACGAUGUAACACGCCUCCCUGAAAAGGAAGCCAAUGGCGUGAGUCCGGGAGACUUACUUUCUACCAUUCAACUCUCUCGUUAUGGCCCUCGUUAUGGAUAUGAUCGUCUUAAGGGUUUCACCCAAGAGCAUUCUACGACUUUAAAUAGUCCCACAACUCCCUUCCCAUCCCCUGCUUUACACGGAAAACCUCCUCCUUUUAGCCUAAUUAGUCAAAGUCCUUCAUAUUACAUGCAGGAGUCGAUUGACGAGGAUUACAUUUUUCGCGAGUCUAUCCUCGAUUGUAUGGUAAAAGCUCUCGGCCUUACAGGAAGCACAAACGAGGCACUUCGAAAAUCCCAUAACUCGGGAGAUGCGUCUCCACAACUAGUCUCAUACGAUUUCAAACGUCAGAAGGCUGCCUUUAACAAUGCCUUUGGUUUUAUAGAUCCGUACGAUUCAUUCGGCGAUGCGGAUUCUGAAUCGCUCAUGUCUAUGUCUGUUACCAGCGCUGGAGGGACUUCGCCUAUUGUCAACCUUAAGGCGGAGCUGCGGGACGAGAUAGAAAUUGUAUUUUUCCCGAAAGGUUCAUUACUUGUCGAACAAGGGGAGCGGAGCCCAGGUCUUUAUUAUGUUAUCGACGGAUUUUUGGACGUUGGCAUACCAGUCAAUGACAAAAGCGAGGAUCUUUUGCGACCUUGUGAUGCGUCACGUCUUGAAUCAGCCAGAAUGCCUAAACCACUUAAACGACCCGCCGCCUCUCGAGCUUCAUCUUCCAUAAGGGGUGGCCAAAUUCAGCGGAGGGGACCCGUGACACGCACAUCCUUAUAUAUGGUAAAGCCCGGCGGCAUUGAUGGUUAUGUUGGGUCCAUUACUUCCUCUAGAUCUUUUACGGACGUUACAGCGAAAACAGACGUUUAUGUUGGCUUUCUUCCUCGGGCGUGUCUCGAAAGGAUCGCUGACAAGCAUCCACUUGUGCUUUUAACGAUGGCGAAGCGCCUUACUACGGUCCUUCCUCGCCUAAUUUUGCAUAUUGAUUUUGCUCUAGAAUGGGUUCAAGUUAACGCCGGCGAAGUUAUUUAUCACCAAGGCGAUGAAAGCGAUGCGAUCUACAUUGUCCUUAAUGGUCGUCUUCGGUCUCUUUGGGAGAAAGGUGAUGGUAAAGUGAGUGUCAUGGGAGAGUAUGGUCAAGGGGAUAGUGUUGGGGAGUUGGAAGUUAUGACUGAGUCGACGCGGCCCGCUACCCUCCAUGCCAUCCGUGAUACUGAACUAGCAAAAUUCCCGAAAACUCUGUUCAAUAGUCUUGCACAGGAACAUCCCAACAUUACCAUCCAAAUCUCCAAACUGAUCGCCCAGAGAAUGAAGCACAUUAUUCUUAACCCGCUUAUAGAGAAGCCCAACGACAAAGGCAUUCAAGAAAGCGCGAUGACUGGAACCUCUACUUUAAAUCUCCGCACUGUUGCCAUUUUGCCAGUCACUGCUGGUGUCCCCGUUGUAGAAUUUGGGAACCGCCUUUUGAAUGCAUUUAACCAGAUUGGUGUCACCAACGGGGUGGCUGCUCUACAUCAAGCGGAUAUCCUCAAUCAUUUGGGCCGCCAUGCAUUCAGCAGAAUGGGUAAGUUGAAACUAUCCCAGUAUCUAGCAGAUUUGGAGGAGAGAUAUGGUAUGGUACUAUACGUUACAGAUACAAAUGUGAAUGCUCCUUGGACCCAAACUUGCAUUACCCAGGCAGAUUGUAUCCUUUUGGUCGGGGUCGCUGAGGGCUCCCCUAGUAUUGGCGAAUAUGAACGAUUCCUUCUUGGUAUGAAAACUACUGCUAGGAAGGAGCUCGUACUCCUGCAUCUGGAUAGAUACUCGCCCCCAGGGCUUACCAGACAAUGGCUAAAAAAUCGCAUGUGGAUCAACGGCGGACACCAUCACAUCCAAAUGUCGUUUCGUUUAACGACAGAGCCAUCCCAUCCUGUGACCAAGCGCUUUGGUACCGUAUUGAAACAACGGGUGCAGGUUCUGCAGGCUGAGUUACAAAAGUACACCUCUCGUCGCAUUCACCAGACUCCUCUAUACUCAGCAACCACUCCAUUCAAAGGGGAUUUCCACCGGCUUGCUCGUCGGCUUUGUGGUAAAUCUGUUGGGCUUGUUCUUGGCGGCGGAGGGGCAAGGGGAAUUGCUCAUGUAGGGGUGAUCAAGGCUCUGGAAGAAGCGGGAGUCCCCAUUGAUAUAAUUGGAGGUACAUCCAUAGGUGCUUUUAUUGGCGCACUCUAUGCGAGAGAUGCCGAUGUUGUGCCCCUCUAUGGUCGUGCAAAGAAAUUUGCCGGCCGCAUGGGAAGCAUAUGGCGAUUCGCCCUUGACCUCACCUAUCCAUCGGCGUCAUACACAACCGGGCAUGAAUUUAAUCGUGGCAUUUUCAAAGCUUUUGGCGACAGCCAAAUCGAAGACUUCUGGCUGGAAUUCUACUGCAAUACCACCAAUAUCAGCAAAUCGUGCAACGAAUUCCACACGUCGGGCUAUGUAUGGCGUUACGUGCGAGCGUCGAUGUCACUAGCUGGUCUCCUCCCACCCAUGUGCGACGAAGGCAACAUGCUCCUCGACGGCGGUUACGUCGACAACCUCCCUGUUUCCCGAAUGAAAUCGCUUGGCGCAGACGUCAUUUUCGCCAUUGACGUCGGCUCUAUCGACGAUAAUACCCCACAGGCUUACGGUGACUCCCUUUCCGGCUUCUGGGCCCUGGUCAACCGCUGGAACCCUUUCUCCUCCCUCGCUAAUCCGCCCACCCUUGCCGAAAUCCAAGCCCGUCUUGCCUACGUGUCCUCCUUCAGUGCGUUGGAGACCGCGAAAAACACUCCAGGUUGUUUGUACAUGCGACCCCCAAUUGAUGCAUUUGGAACGCUAGAUUUUGCCAAGUUCGACGAGAUUUAUAAGAUCGGAUAUGCGUAUGGACGCGAGUUUUUGGAGCGGUUGAAGAAUGAGGGUGGCCUUCCGAUUCCAGACGAAACUGAGGAGAAAAAGAAUUUAAGGAGGACCAUGGCGCCUAGGAGGGCCAGCAUCUGA